AUGGAAAAAGUCGAAAAAUUGGUUAAGUUAGGAUUACCAUCCAAAGCUUUGUUACAAUUCAACUAUGGUGAAACUUCACCUCCUCCAUCACCUUUCCAAAAUGAAUUUUUAACCAAAUGUUUCGAUUUUUCAAUGAAAGUCUCAACUCCGUUAACUAUUGCUAUAGUAUAUUUUUCAUUAGUCCAUUAUAUCAACCCUUUGAUUGUUGCUAGACAAGAAAGACAUGCCAAAUCAUCCAAAGGUGGAAAAGGUGGAAGAUUACCUCCAGCUCCUUUCAAAUUUACCAAAACUUCAGGUUUCAAAUUAUUUGUUAUAUUACAUAAUCUUUUCCUUUGCAUCUAUUCCGUAUGGACUUUUAUUGGAAUGAUCAACACCAUAAAUAACACUCAAGAAUUGAUCAAAUUGAACUUUGAAAACCAACAAAUGAAAAUUGAAUCUAACUUCCAAAAAUUCUUCCAAACUAUUUGUGAUGUUGAUAAUGGUAUUUUCAACUUAAACUUACCUUUCAAGAAUCUUUUAUUAUUUGGAUGGUUUUUCUAUAUUUCCAAAUUUUAUGAAGUUUUAGAUACUGUUAUUAUUUUAGUUAAAGGUAAACCUUCAAGUUUAUUACAAAGUUAUCACCAUGCUGGUGCUAUGAUGUGUAUGUGGGCAGGUAUUAGAUUCCAAAGUCCACCAAUUUGGAUUUUUGUGGUAUUCAAUUCAUUCAUUCAUUCAUUAAUGUACUUCUAUUUUACUUUAAGUUGUUUGAAAAUCAGAGUUCCAGGUAUUUUCAAAAGAAUGUUAACUUCAAUGCAAAUUACUCAAUUCGUUAUUGGUGGUUCUUUAGCUAUGUUACAUUCUUUUAUUUACUUUUAUGAUACUACCACCAACAGUUUGAUUAAUUGUAUUUCUACUCCUGAUCAAGCUUUACCUUUAAUCAUUAACGUCAGUUACUUAACUCCAUUAACUGGAUUAUUUGCAGCUUUCUACAUUGAAAGUUAUGUCAAAAGAAGAGUUUAG
Molecule: messenger RNA, 999 nt
Organism: Yamadazyma jaroonii
Lineage: Eukaryota; Fungi; Ascomycota; Pichiomycetes; Serinales; Debaryomycetaceae
Source: the annotation of a GenBank genome assembly